AGCCUUCAGCUACCUCCAUAAUAAAUUUUUUUAGAAAAAUAGAAAUAAAAAAGCCAAAGUAUAACUUUAGAUCUGAGCCGUUGAUUAAGUACGUUAUAAUCAACGAUCUGACCAAACCAUCGUCCUCUCUCUUGAACUCGCCGUCUCGCGUGGUCUCUUGUGGCUCUCUGCAACCCUCACAACUUGCUAUAGAUCUGAUCUCAAGGUUGAAGAGCAAACAUGUUUGGGAGAGCACCAAAGAAGAGCGAUAACACUAAGUACUAUGAGAUUUUGGGAGUCUCCAAGAACGCUUCUCAGGAUGAUCUAAAGAAGGCAUAUAGGAAGGCUGCGAUUAAGAACCAUCCGGAUAAGGGUGGUGACCCUGAGAAGUUUAAAGAGCUGGCACAAGCUUAUGAGGUUUUGAGUGACCCAGAGAAGCGUGAGAUUUAUGAUCAGUAUGGCGAGGAUGCCCUCAAGGAAGGAAUGGGUGGAGGUAGCGGUGGUCAUGAUCCCUUUGACAUCUUCCAAUCCUUCUUUGGUGGCAGUCCGUUUGGUGGUGGUGGAAGCAGCAGAGGCCGAAGGCACAGAAGGGGAGAGGAUGUGAUACAUCCCCUUAAGGUUUCUUUGGAGGAUCUCUACAAUGGGACAUCCAAGAAGCUUUCCCUAUCCCGCAAUGUACUCUGCCCAAAGUGCAAGGGUAAAGGGUCGAAGUCUGGUGCAUCAAUGAAAUGUUCUGGCUGCCAAGGUACUGGCAUGAAGGUCUCCAUCAGACAUCUUGGUCCUUCAAUGAUUCAGCAAAUGCAGCAUCCUUGCAAUGAGUGUAAGGGUACUGGUGAGACUAUCAGUGACAAGGAUCGCUGCACACAGUGCAAGGGUGAGAAGGUUGUUCAGGAGAAGAAAGUUUUGGAAGUUCAUGUGGAGAAGGGUAUGCAAAAUGGACAGAGGAUUACAUUCCCUGGAGAAGCUGAUGAGGCGCCUGAUACUGUCACAGGGGAUAUAGUGUUUGUCCUACAGCAGAAGGAACAUCCUAAGUUUAAGCGAAAGGGUGAUGACAUCUUCGUUGAACACACCUUGACCCUCACUGAGGCACUUUGCGGCUUCCAAUUCAUAUUGACCCACUUGGAUGGCAGGCAGCUUCUCAUUAAAUCGCAACCUGGAGAAGUUGUCAAACCUGAUCAAUUCAAAGCCAUAAAUGAAGAAGGAAUGCCGAUGUAUCAGAGGCCAUUCAUGAAGGGUAAAUUGUACAUCCACUUCACAGUUGACUUCCCUGAUUCCUUGACCCUAGAGCAGUGCAAGGCACUCGAGGCUGUGCUACCUCCAAGGACCUCAGUGCAGCUGACUGACAUGGAACUAGAUGAAUGUGAGGAAACUACACUCCAUGAUGUAAACAUUGAGGAAGAGAUGCGGAGAAAAACUAACGCACAGGAGGCUUAUGAGGAGGAUGAAGACAUGCACGGCGGCGCACAGAGAGUGCAGUGUGCUCAGCAAUGAUAGAACAAAUUGGGUGAUGAUGGGAUUGACUUGGAAGUGGAUGAGUUAUUGAAGAAAAAUUAUGGUUAUAAUUGUUUUGUGAGAAUAAGAUUCUCAGUGUUGUCUUUGUUUAGACAAUUAGAUUGGUAGAUGUUAUGGAAUAUUUUUGUCUUGUUUGGAACCUGAUUAAGUGUAUGGAAAGAUUAUUACCAUUCUAUCUGACAUAAAUUGAGAAUUUAAUU
Rubroshorea leprosula is the source of this 1691-nucleotide messenger RNA. The record is from the annotation of a GenBank genome assembly. Lineage: Eukaryota; Viridiplantae; Streptophyta; Magnoliopsida; Malvales; Dipterocarpaceae.